ACCAGCAGGCCUUGAAGGCGAUGUGAUAUCACUUCUUUUUUGCGCAAAGACAAGGCGCGGUGCAGUAGCUGCAGUGGUCAGGCUGAUGGGACAACGUCGGGCCUACCCUCCAACGAAGUGCCACACAGAAUCUAAGGCAAGGACAAGGAAGUCCGCCCACCUCUUUGGGUGACUAGUGUGUGAAAUCGACGGGCAAUCCGACUCAUGCAAUGCCCAGCUACCCUCGCCCAUUUGACGUGUGGCCCCGAUUGACAGAUUUGCCACUGGCAACAAGGAGGGCUCCAGCGUCGCAGAGCUCAGAAUUUCGAGGAUGAGAUUAGCCUGAUGAUACAGGCUGAGAUUUGGCAUACACUGUGACCAGCUCAUGCUGUACUAGAGUAUAGCGCAGUGAAUCGAGGGGCUAUCGUUGUACCCUUUGCUCCAACGUAGUGCGAGGGAUAGCUGCGCGGCGCGUCAGGGAGCGAGGAGGAGGGAGGGAGAUUAUAGGAAGGCCUCAACCUCCGCGUCGUGCUAAAUACGGUGAUCCGACUCGUGCUCAUCGAUCUCCGCGUCCUGCUCCGACAAAUUGGCCUCAACCUCCGCGUUGUGAAUGCCGCGCUCGGGUGUUGGGCCCCUGCCACGGCCAGGACAUCCGCGCCUCAUCAGGCAGCCCGGCGCGACGCCUCUGACCAAGAACAAGAUCAAAACACAAGCGAAGACUGCAAUGAAUCCCCAUGGCUCGGUGGUGGCUGUGUUUGACGUGGCCGAACUCGUGCCCGUAUCGGUGGUCGUCGUGGCCGUCUUGGUGGUCGUCGCGGUGGUCGUCUCAGUUUUGUUGUCUCAGUUGUUCUCUCGGUGGUUGUCUUGAUGGUGGUAGUAGUGCUUGACGUCGCGGAGCUCGUGGCCGUCUCGGUGGUGACGAUGGUGCCGUCGAACACGUACGCGGAGCCAGACUGGGCCCCCACAACCACGCGGGCCCCGUCGGAGCUCACGGCCACCGAGUAACCGAAGAAGUCGAAGGCGGCCCCAUCACUCGCCACAAGCUUGAGCAGCCUCUCGCCGGUGGUGCCGUCGAACACGUACGCGGAGCCAGACGUAGUGCCCUGAUCGUCGUCGUCACCGUAGGCCACCACCACCACGCGGGCCCCGUCGGAGCUCACGGCCACAGAGUAAACGAAGAAGUCGAAGGCGGCCCCAUCACUCGCCACAAGCUUGAGCAACCUUUCGCCGGUGGUACCGUCGAGCACGUACGCGGAGCCGGAGGGAGCUGUCGUCGUCACCGUAGGCCCCCACCACCACGCGGGCCCCGUCGGAGCUCACGGCCACCAAGUAACCGACGAAAACGAAGGCGGCCCCAUCACUCGCCACAAGCUUGAGCAGCCUCUCGCCAAUGGUGCCGUCGAACACGUACGCGGAGCCCGCUGCUGAAAAUGCCGUACCCUGGUUGUCAUAGUAGUUGGAGGCCCCCACCACCACGAGGAGAGUUGAGAGGAACGAGAGACGCCCAAGGUGAGCCCUGGGAGGCCGGCGACGCCCCUCGGAACCUUGAGCCAAAAUUGCUUGAGCCAAAAUGGCUACGGAGGGUGUGCUACCUCCCUUCUUGGAACGAUAGGGGGGGACUGGCACAGGGGCAGGAAUCGAAAUGACCCCUGCCCUCAGGGGGCAAGGGGGGGAGCAUCGACCUGGAAACGGCGAGAC
Molecule: messenger RNA, 1677 nt
Organism: Prorocentrum cordatum
Lineage: Eukaryota; Dinophyceae; Prorocentrales; Prorocentraceae
Source: the annotation of a GenBank genome assembly